CAGCCACAGGGAAGUUGCUUGUAGUCCUCUAUAGGCACGCUAGUUGAUUGCAGAAAGCUGAAGAGUUCUCGCCACUGGGAUUUAAAGCUCGGUUUUCAGUAUUUUCCUAUCCAUGGGUUCUAAUUUCCCUGACGUGGCGGCCCUGCUGUCAGACGCUUGCCGCCUGUACGGCGAGCUGUUCGCGGAGGAGCCCCCCCAGGUGGCGGUGUGUGCUCCCGGAAGAGUCAACCUGAUUGGGGAGCACACUGACUACAACCAGGGCUUCGUUCUUCCAAUGGCGCUUCCCCUUGUGACCGUGGUGGUAGGAGGUCCAACCUCAGCCCAGGAAGUUACUGUGGUAACAGCAGCCAAGGAUGCUGAUGAGCCGCGGAGAGUCGACUUCGCCUUGACAGGGGAUGGAUCAUCUCUGUCGCCAGGGUUACCUCGCUGGGCAAACUAUGUGAAGGGUGUUAUACAGCACUACAGAGCUCCUGCUCUCCCAAAUUUCAGAGCGGUGGUAACUAGCAGUGUCCCUCUGGGUGGAGGACUGUCCAGCUCUGCCUCUCUGGAGGUGGCCUUCUACACCUUCCUGCAGAAACUCAAGCCAGAUGAUGGAGAAAAACUGCCAAAAGUCCUGGCAUGUCAGCAGGCUGAACACACCCAUGCUGCUGUACCAUGUGGUAUUAUGGACCAGUUUGUGUCUGUUUUCGGCAGGGAACGACACGCUUUACUCAUUGACUGCAGGUCUCUGGAGGCCACACCGGUACCUCUGGCAGAUCCAAGCUUGGUCAUCCUCAUCACCAACUCUAACGUAAAACACUCGCUGACUGGCAGUGAGUAUCCAAUGAGACGUAGACAGUGUGAACAGGCUGCCUCUGCACUGGGGAAAGACAGUCUGAGGGAUGUUACAAUGAAAGAACUAGAAGAGGCCAUGGAGAGGCUGGAUGACGUAACAUAUCGAAGAGCUUGUCAUGUCAUCAAGGAAAUAGAGAGAACUGUCCAGGCUGCUGAAGCCCUCAAGAGAGGGUCCUACAAGGAGUUUGGCCAGCUCAUGGUGGAAAGCCACAAUUCUCUGAGGGACCUGUAUGAGGUGAGCUGCAGAGAACUGGAUGAACUGGUUUCGGCAGCCAUGGAGGUGGAGGGGGUCUUUGGCAGUAGAAUGACUGGCGGAGGGUUUGGGGGAUGCACUGUGACUUUGCUACAGGCUCAGGCCAUUGACAAGGCCAUACAACACAUACAGAAAUGCUACAGUGGAACUCCAACUUUCUACAUCACAACUCCUUCAGAAGGAGCACAAGCUCUCAUUCUGACUUGACCUCAGGUCUCAUCCCUGCUGUGUGAGCACCUACCUUGUUCUUUGGCCCAGACUGAGAGGCAUUUGGAAUCAUCCCAUUAACAUGAAGACAGACUACAAUAAAAACUUUUUACCACACUGAUGCUAUGUUUUGUCAUAUGCUACACGAAUACUUGUAGCAACUGUUUAAUCAUGAGAUGUAAAGAUAGAGUGAUUGUACUUUUAUGCUUAGAAAUAACUCCUACUUUAAAAUACAAUCAUCUUUUCAUUUUUUAUGAAACUAUUCAUGAUGUGAUCACAUGUGAAUUAAACUCUACACUGCUUAAAGCUUUUAUGAAAUAAACCAAAACACAAA
This is a messenger RNA of Girardinichthys multiradiatus, 1628 nucleotides long. It is a transcript of the gene galk1, whose product is annotated as galactokinase 1. The coding region runs from base 113 to 1294 and encodes 393 amino acids. The transcript is spliced from 8 exons. NCBI's taxonomy places the organism in Eukaryota, Metazoa, Chordata, Actinopteri, Cyprinodontiformes, Goodeidae. Gene Ontology annotation, molecular function: galactokinase activity; ATP binding. The record is from RefSeq and is a predicted model, not a curated record. Gene Ontology annotation, biological process: galactose metabolic process; carbohydrate phosphorylation. Gene Ontology annotation, cellular component: cytoplasm; cytosol.